AUGUCAAGCCAAGACGACAUUUAUGAAAAAGAUAACAAUCUCGUCGAAAUCAUUUGCGAACUUAUUGAGACAGAAAAUCUCUCAGGACUGUUUGGCACCCUUAAAGAACUCGAAGAGCUCAGCCAUGAACAGUUUGUGUUCUUGACGCUUACAGCUUUUAAACGACUUCUGUGGAAUCAAAGGAUAGACGAGGCCCUCCACAUAUUCGACCUGUUUCCUUUUUUAUGCUUUUGCGACACUUAUAUUGAACAAAUGAUCGUCGAUUACCUUUUUGAAGUCGCCAGCCGUGGAGAAAUCAAACUCCUUAAGCAAAUAAUUGAUUCUUUUGGGACACCAGUCAACGUAUUAAACUCAUCAAAAUGCAAUUUGUUCGAGCAAGCUUCUUAUGCAGGACAAUAUGAAAUGAUGAGGGUUUUGAAAGAAGAAUUCGGCUUGACAAGUGACGAAAGCUGUUUAUUGGAAAGAGCGGCCAAACUUGAUAGGGCAGAUAUUCUCGAAUACCUUUGAAGAGAGGUAGGGAUUAAUCCUGGCCGUGGGGAAAUGCUGAUCAAGGCAGCGGUAAAAGGAGAGUCGAUCGAAUCGUUGAGUUUUAUUAGAUUUGGUAUGGGAAUUACAGAUUACAGAGAACAAGCAACGCUUGAGCUUGCACUGAGAAAUGCAGCGAUUCAGGGCUCAAUUGAAGUGCUCGAAUUUCUUAUCACAUAUUUUCGAAUGCUUUUUAAUCCGAAAAAAAUAUUGCCUUGAGGGGAAACUGAGCCAGCUCCAAAGUCUUGCUUGGUAAACACCUUUGUACGAGCGGCACAUAACGGAAACGCGGAAUUUUGCAGGUAUUGCUUUUAUAUUGUAAAACUUGAUUUUGCGACAAAUGAUCCGAAUAGCGAAUGGGCGAGCUACUUGAGACUUUUGCAAAUUGCUGUUAAAAAAGGUGACUUAAUUUUACUGAGAUGUCUGAUUGAGGAGCUGGGGAUUGAUAUGAAGCUGCUGCCAGAUUUUCAGCAAGACAGCCUUAUUUUUACUAUUUUAAAAAGGCCAGGAGACAAAAAAACAAAGAAAAUCUUAUUGGAUUAUGCAUUUGACUUUGAAAGUAAGGAGAAUAUAAAGUGUUUUAAGUGCAUGCUUGAUCCUGAUGAGUUGAAAUUAUUAGCAAAAGUCAAGCACAUGAAAAAUAGUGGAUAUUGAUACAAAAAAUUGAAAAACGAUAUGUAA
Molecule: messenger RNA, 1206 nt
Organism: Blepharisma stoltei
Lineage: Eukaryota; Ciliophora; Heterotrichea; Heterotrichida; Blepharismidae
Source: the annotation of a GenBank genome assembly